GCAAUUUCUAGGCAAAAAAAAUCUCUGGUUGAUUGAAAAAAGACACUUUCUUUACUUCUAAACCCGUGUCAGAGAUUGAAGUGAAAUUAUUUGAAAUAUUGUGUACAAUUUUUGAUUUCAUUUUAUUAUUAAAAUCAAGCCAUAAAUUCCCCAGGAAAGUGUCAAAACGUAAUGACAAUGGAAUAAAAUCCCCGGCGUGGCCUGUUUGUACAGAAACGUUCGAUCAAUUUUCACGGAAGUAUAUUUUCAUGAUAGAGGAAAGGAAUAAAAAGUUCAAAGGUGUAGAAGGAGUUAAUGAUAUUUCGAUCCCAACAAGUUGACAAAUUUUUGAAAUUUGUAAUUGUACACGAAAUUUUAAAUAAAACAACGAGACGGUGACUUUAUUUGCCGUACAGUGGAAAUCGCGGAAGUGGAAAAUUUUUAUGUCUUUCACUCGUGUUAAAAUCAUUAUGGCGUCACUGAUUCUCAUUUCCAGCCUUGUUCAAUGAAUUGAAGGGGAGAAAAAAGUGUAUGGGUGAAGAAACGAGUUGUGUCAGGCGAUUUAUUUGCGAUCCAAUUAAGGAAUAAUCGGUUGUGUGUCGACCUGCACGGACAAUCGACACAAACGAUCUUUAGUGAGUUUUCCUCAUCUAAUGAAAAGUAACUUACCUCAUAUCGAGGAUAUUUUUGCAUAACAGUUAGCAAAUCGAGAAUAAAAGUGAUUCAUAACUUAUCGUGAAAUUUCGCCGACCUAAUUUGAAUUAGUCAUAAACUUUGGCUUCUAGUGGAUGGUGAAGUGUAUAAAUCAAGUAGGAAAAAGUUUAGGCAGGGUCGUUGGGCGUGCUCAAAGCAAUUUUCAUAAAAAGGAAAAGUCAAAGUCGAAAUCGUAUGAUUUAUUGAAAUUUCCAAAACAACCUCACAAAAUUUAAAAAGUGGCAUUCCGAAAGUGAAAAGACAACUGGAAAAGAAGUUAAAAAAUUGUGAAAAGAAAAAAAAAAUUCAUCUUACCCAAAGAAGGUAAUCGGGGAAAUACAAAGUGCAAAAAAAAUUGAUUUUUUCUUGUCGCUUGCCAUCGGAAAGCACAUGGCUUGAGAUCAAUAAUCCAUGCUUUGUUCCGGUUACAUUUAGCGGCUUUUCUUAACAAGUCAAAUUAAUGUUCUGGAAUUCGUCAAAUUUUAUGGAUUAAUAGCAGUUUCAAAUUUAUGAAGAUUUUAAAAGCUGUUAAAAGACGAAACAUUAAAAAAUCAAGCGUACUUACUUUUUGGUGAUUAUAAUCAUGAAUGUUCAGGUCAACGAGUGCUUCAUCAGAAAUAUUUUAUAGCACGGUUCAGAAGGUUUUAGACUUUUUGAAAGCACUGAUUAUAUUUUUGUGCAAAUCACGUCGUUUUAUCUUUUUGAAUAUCUAGCGAGUUCUUCUAUUCAUCAUCAUCUUCCAUUAUAUUGAUAACUAAGAAUUCCUACCUACCUAGCAAGAGCUGGUGCUCACUUUGUAUCACAACUUAAGAAAGAAAAAAAACAUCCUGCUUCCUGUUGAAACAAUUUAUGUUUGAAGCUUAUCAAAACAUAGAAAAAGCGUGUUAAAUUUUUCUAAUAGCUGUUAAUUAUUAAAAAAGAAAGAAAGAAAAUUAAGAUCAGGAAUAAUCAUGUCAGAUUGCGAAGAUUCUUCCUCACCAAACAAACUGACAGCAUUACGUGACAAAAAGGAUUCUGUUGCUGAUGUCAUUUCGAUACCACAAUUCUACGAUGGCCGAAGUAUUUUUAUCACAGGUGGAACUGGAUUUAUGGGAAAAGUUUUAGUAGAGAAGUUGCUGCGAUCAUGUCCAGGCAUUAAGAAUAUUUACCUUUUGAUCAGACCGAAGCGGGGACAAGAAAUAAAUUCACGACUUAGUGAAAUCAUCAAUGGACCGCUCUUUGAUAAGCUCCGAAAGGAGCGUCCCAACGAUUUGAAUAAAAUCAUCCCAAUUCACGGUGACAUAACAUCAGAAGAAUUAGGAAUUUCAGAAGCAGAUCAAGCACUUCUGAGUCGCACAGUCUCUGUCGUAUUUCAUUCAGCUGCAACAGUAAAGUUUGAUGAGAAAUUAAAACUUUCUGUAACUAUCAACAUGUUAGGAACAAAACGUCUCGUACAGCUUUGUCAGCGAAUGAUAUCACUUGAUGCUUUGGUGCACGUUUCAACAGCAUAUUGCAAUUGUGACAGAUACGAUGUUGGUGAAACAAUUUAUUCACCACCUUACAGUCCCGACGACAUUAUUUCUCUGGUUCAAUGGUUACCAGAAGAUCUUUUGGAUAAAUUGACGCCAUCCCUAAUUGGUAACCGGCCAAACACAUACACCUUUACAAAAGCAUUAGCUGAAAGUAUGUUGUUAAAAGAAGCUGGCAACUUACCAGUUGCAAUUGUAAGACCUUCAAUUGUGUUGGCAAGCGUUAAUGAACCGUUGAGAGGAUGGGUUGAUAAUUGGAAUGGACCAACUGGAAUUGUUUCUGCAGUGGGAAAAGGAAUUUUUCACACAAUAAUGUGUAAUGAAGAGAGCGUUGCCGAUUUUAUUCCAGUGGAUAUGGUCAUUAACCUGAUGGUGGCUGCUGCUUGGAAGAGAGCAUUGACAAAGCCGGCAGGCAUGACAAUUUACAAUUGUUGUACUGGUGAAGUAAAGCCGAUAACUUGGGGACGUUUAGUGUCAUUAGCAAUAGAAAAAAUGAGAAUUCAUCCGCUUGAAGGAACAUUUUGGUAUCCUACGGGAAAUUUAAGACGAAAUAGAUUUUUGAAUGCAAUUCAUUCGGUUUUGGCUCAUUACAUACCGGCAUAUAUUCUUGAUAUCCUCGCUCGUAUGGCCGGAAAGAAACCAAUUAUGAUUAAAGUACAAGACAAACUAGCAAAAUCUGUUCAAUGCUUGGAAUAUUUUACAACACAUCAAUGGAAGUUUCAUGGUGACAAUGUGGUGGCCCUUCUUGAUGCGUUAACUCAAGAUGAUCGUCAAAACUUUCAAUUUGAUGUUCGCACCAUUCAAUGGGAAGAUUACGUUGAAAAUUAUGUGUUAGGAUUCAGACAAUUUCUUUUUAAAAUGAAUCCAUCGUCACUUGAAGCAAGCAGAAGAAGAAUGACAAAACUUAAAAUACUUCACCAAAUUACAAAACUUCUGACCGUGUUUUUCUUCUGGCGAUUUUUAAUGAGUCGCUCGAAAAAACUUCGAGAUUUAUGGAGUCGUUUCCUUGGAUUAAUUGCAUCAAUGUUCAAGUAUCUGCCUAUGGCUAUCACUGCAUAGAUUCCAAGUUGAGCUACCUACUUACAUAAACUACUUUAUAAACUUCAUCCAUUUUGCAAUACCAAUAUUGUUGAUUUAGUUUAAAAGACGCAUCGUUUUGAUGCACUUAUGGUGAUUUAGGUUCAUUCUCAAUUUUUAGAUGUUAGUUCAAAUGAGGAAAUGGAAAAAUAAGAAAGAAAACUUGCAAUGAAACCCCAUGAUGUAAAUUUAUGUGCAUGAAUGAUGACAGAAAGUGAAAGUCUAAUGACAAUUUAAGUUUGUUCUUCUGUUUGGUUUUUUUUAGAAUAAAUUGGAAAAUCGAAGAGAUUUUUUUUUUAUUUUUUAAUUAAGAUAAGAAGUGAUUACGUUUUGUGAAGAAUAUUAGAGAAAUCGAUUUUAUUUACCAUGUCGUUUUGUCGGUUUGAAUUUAAUUGAUGAAUUUCGCUGUUUUCCUUCCUUCGAAGUUCAGAGCAUUCCAUUAUUUGAAUUAGUUUUCUUUCCAUUGUGUGCUAGUAAAAGACGAAAAUGUAUUCAGACAUGAAGGUAUAAGUAAUUAUUUUCUAAAAGAGAAAGUAAAGUUUAGUCAGAAAAAUAUUUGGUGACAGAUAGCGGUUAUGUAAUUAGCUGUAAAUUAGAUAAAACAAAGAAAAAGAAAUUUCUGGGUCCAAAGUGAUCUGGAAAGUUUCCUAAAUUUUGUUUUCUUGAAUGAAAAAGCGCUAAAAAAUUUCAAGUUUUCCAAUCAAAAGCAAAUAUUUUUGAUCGCGCGGCAGUGAAUGAUGAUGGAAAAUUUAAAUUUGAUAAUACUCUUGCUUCCUCUAUGUUGUAGAUAAAAUUUCUUACUAAUAAAACAUAUUUAGAAGAAGAAAAGAAAGAUUAAAUUCGAUAACAUUUUGUAAUGGGAAUUAUGUUUCGAAAAGUCAACUCAAUUCACAUUUCUUUUAUGAAUCAUUCAAAUUUGUUUGAGUUUGUGUCGCUUUGAAGAAAAUCAGAUGAGAAAAAUUAUUUUCCAAAACGAAAUCAAAGUCAUGUAAAUAUUUUCAUCAAAAUAAUUAUUCUAUCUGCAAGGAAUAGAUAAUUAUUUUAAUUAAUUUUGCGUAUUUUAAUCCAAAUUGGCUUUUUUUUCAAUCUGACAUAAAUAUUUAUUUUGAAAUUCUUCUUCAUUGAAGAUUAAAUUUGAUGUGAAAUUUAGAGCCGAUAAAGAAAAUAUGCAGCGAUCACUCUGUGCGUUCACAUUUUUAUGAAUGAAAAACAAACAUUAUAAGUAUGUCAAAGAAAAACAAUUGCAUAAUACUGCCUAUGAGUAUAUUAAGUGAGAUUUUCAACAAAAACAAAAGAAAUAAUAAUAAAGAGAAAAACUUUUCAAAUGAUGGAAACGAUAUUUAGAGAAAAUGAUAUCAAAAUUUUUUUAUUGAAGAUUCAGUAAGUGGACGAGGUGAAAAUUAUUUACUUUCCCGACAUUAAACACAUUAAUUGUUUCAUUGAGUUUCCGACAAUCCUUCCUUCUGUGAAAAGAAAUCUUCUUCUCAAACAUGAUAAAAAGAAACUUCAGGCAUAUUGAAAGAAUAGCUAGAUUUGUGUGUCAUAUUAUUAAUGACUUAUUUAUGCAAUGAGAAGCAUCAAAGAAUCGUCCAACACAAUAUUUAAAUAUACAAACAACAACAAACAUGACAUUCGUUGAAAGAAAAAAAAAAUGCUUACGAAAUGAAGCUUUAAUUUAAUAUUGAAAGAAAAAAAGCUUCUUAUUAAGAAAUUUGCCAAAUUAUAUGAAAAUAUAACUACCUAGAUUGAUGAUUAUUUUGCUUAUUCAUUCGUCAAAACAAAACAUAACCACAUGGAUUUGUUUUUCUUUUAAAUUUAUCGCUUAGAAUCAAAAAGUUGAGUAUAAAAAGCAAAUAAAAUACAACACCUCAUUCAUGAAUGAAAAUAAUCCUCAUGAUAUGAUUAAUGACACGGCAUGAAAAAUUAUAUUUUCGUUUUUACUAUAUCGAAUGAAUAAAAAGUA
Clunio marinus is the source of this 5220-nucleotide messenger RNA. The record is from the annotation of a GenBank genome assembly. NCBI's taxonomy places the organism in Eukaryota, Metazoa, Arthropoda, Insecta, Diptera, Chironomidae.